Chenopodium quinoa (quinoa) is the source of this 2940-nucleotide messenger RNA. Its product is annotated as putative disease resistance protein RGA3. Gene Ontology annotation, molecular function: ADP binding. Bases 614 to 2908 code for a protein of 764 amino acids. The transcript has a single exon. Gene Ontology annotation, biological process: defense response to other organism. The record is from RefSeq and is a predicted model, not a curated record. Lineage: Eukaryota; Viridiplantae; Streptophyta; Magnoliopsida; Caryophyllales; Amaranthaceae.
GAAGACUGAAGGUAGGCUGCUCCGGUGACCGGCGUGGUUGGCUGCUCGCCUGCUCCGGCGAAGUAGCGGCGGAUGCGAGAUUGCGAGAGAGGGAUUUAGGGUUGUGAGGUUUCCGUUGUUUCUUUCACGCGUUUUGGGCUUUGUCGUUCAGCCGUUCUUUCAAUCUUUCUUGUUUUUUUUGUUUUUUCUUUUUUUUUUUUUUUUAAUUUUUUUUUUUGGCACUGCUGAGUCACGUGACCCAGCGUGCACACGUGUAGGUCCGCCACUGGCUACUAGCAUGAUUUCUCAAGGCCAUAGUGUAUUACGAGUAGUUGGAAAAGAGGAUUAAUAAUAGAUAAUGACCAUGACUAAUUAUAGUCAUUCUGGUUAUUAAUAUAAUGUAUUAAUUGUCUGGAUUGUUGUGCUAAGUACGCCAAUUUUAUAUAUUUUGUUACCUUUCAAACGCGGUAUUAGCUGUUGAAAUUUGACCAACCAGAAAAUUUUAGUGGUAUAACAAAGUUCAGAUCUGAUAACUAGUAACUCGCUCUUCACUUCCUCACCUUAUACUUUAGCUAGUCACUCACAUACCUUGAUAUAUUUGGCUAGAGGAGAAGUUUGAUCCAAAAAAGAGAGAAUGGCUGAGGGAAUUUUGUUUGGCAUUGCAGAGGAAAUCAUAAAGAAUCUGGGGACAAGGGCAAUUGAUGAGAUUGUCUCAGCAUGGGGAUUCAAGCAUCGGCUUGAGAAGCUCAAGAGCACAAUCAACACCAUCAAAGACGUGCUCCUCGAUGCUGAGGAAAGGCAAACUGAUAGCAGAGUCAUUCGCAGUUGGCUUAACAGGCUUGCCACUGUUGUUUAUGCUGCUGAUGACUUGUUCGAUGAGGUUGCUACAGUUGCAUCCCAAAAACAGAUCCUUAAUGCAAGCAAGUUGACCAAAGAGGUGCACACUUUCUUCUCUAGCUCCAACCAGAUCCUGUUCGCAUUGAAUGUCUCUAAGAAGAUUAAAAAAGUUAGGCAAGAGCUAGAUGAUAUAGUCAAAGAGGGUACUGAUUUUGCCUUCGUACACCGCCCUCGUGAAGAAGGGGGUAUGAUACAUACUAGUAUGAAGAGAGAUCAAACUUAUUCAUUUGUAGAUUCAGAGGAAGUUAUUGGUAGAGAUGACGAUAAGAAAGCUAUCUUGGAUAUACUCUUUGCCUCUGGUGAACCUGAGAAUGAGGUACUUCAAGUUAUCCCAAUUGUUGGGAUUGGAGGUCAGGGCAAGACAACUUUGGCUCAACUCAUAUAUAAUGAUCCUCAAGUUGACAAGCAAUUCGAGUUGAGGUUAUGGGUGUGCGUAUCCGACGUCUUUGAUAUAAAGAUUAUUACAGAAAAAAUCCUCAAGUCAGCAACUAAUGAAGAAACUCCGAAUUUAGAGAUGGAUCAGUUACAAGGGCUACUGAGAAAUAAAGUAGGUGAUAAGAGAUACUUGCUUGUUCUGGAUGAUAUUUGGAAUGAAAGUCGUGAGGAAUGGUUGAAGCUGAGGGCUCUGUUGAAGAUUGGAAGAAAAGGGAGUAAGAUAAUUGUAACUACUCGAUCAAGGGAGGUGGCAAAAAUUAUGGGCACCGUUCCUGCCUAUGAUUUACAAGGCCUUUUAGAAGAGAAGGCAUGGGAAUUAUUUCAGAAGAUGGCAUUUGAACCUGGACAAGCUGAACAGAAGCUGCGUCUUAUUGAGGUUGGGAAAGAUAUUGUUCAGAAGUGUGCAAAUGUUCCUUUGGCCAUUAGAGCUGUAGGCAGUCUUCUUUACGGCAAGAACGAGAGCAAGUGGUUGUCGAUCAAGGAUAGAAGUCUAGCCAAUAUACUUGACAGCCAAAAUGGCAUUAUGGACAUUCUCAAGUUGAGCUACCAGCAACUACAGUCACCGUUGAAGAACUGUUUUGCUUACUGCGCUUUGUUUCCGAAAGACCAUGAAUUCAAUAAGGAAGCACUGAUGAAUCUUUGGCUGGCCGAGGGCUUUAUUAUUUCUAGAAAUAAUGAAGACCAGAGUCUAGAAGAACUUGCUGAGGAAUAUUUUCUUAUUCUGUUGCAAAGGUGCUUCUUCCAGGAUAUAAAAAGAGAUGAAUGGGGGAACAUUUCGAGCUGCAAAAUGCACGACUUUAUGCAUGAUCUUGCUCAAGAAGUAGCAGGAGUCAACUGCAAGGUUGCAAUGUUAGGAGAAAGCAAUUCAAACAAGGCAAUCUAUCACUUAUCCUUAGCUUAUCGUUUGACUUCAGAAUGGAAGAUACCAAGUUGGAUGCUGAAACUGAAGCAUCUACGAACAUUUCUUUUGCCAGAGCAAUUUAAAGAUGGAUCGGCCUUCAGCAAAUCGAUUUGUCAAGAGUUGAUAUCUGGCUUUGGAUGCUUGAGGGUGUUGGAUCUACACAACCUUGGAAUCAGGAAUUUGCCCAGCUCAAUAGGUAAGCUUAUUCACUUAAGAUGCCUUAACCUUUCCCGUACAUCUAUUAGAGAACUCCCUGAUUCAAUCACAAUGCUCCAAAAUUUGCAAACACUUAAUCUAUUUCACUGUUAUAGUCUUCGAACAUUGCCUAUAGAUAUGGGAUUACUUAAGAAUCUUAGGAACCUUGAUGUUCAUGAAUGUCAAUUUCUGUACCGUGUGCCUUCAGGACUAGGAAAAUUGACUUCGCUCAAUAAACUACCUCGAUUUCCAGUCGUUUAUAAAAAUAGUCCUAAAAUUGAAUACAAGCCCAACACUGCUAAGUUAAGUGAUUUAAAUAAUCUUAAUAACCUGAAAGGAGUCUUGCACAUUCAAAUUUUCGGAGUGUUAAAAAAUACUUUGUCAGAAGCAACAGAUGCAAACUUAGACGGAAAACAUGGGCUGACUAAGUUGCAUAUAGAUUUCGAUAAGUGGUUAUAUGAAGAUGUUAGUGGUAGUAAUCACGAUGAACCUAUCUUGUAAGGGCUGAAACCACAUCCAAAUUUAAGGGAGCU